Chenopodium quinoa (quinoa) is the source of this 3417-nucleotide messenger RNA. RefSeq names its product probable pre-mRNA-splicing factor ATP-dependent RNA helicase DEAH9. Gene Ontology annotation, molecular function: ATP hydrolysis activity; RNA binding. The record is from RefSeq and is a predicted model, not a curated record. The transcript has 22 exons. Gene Ontology annotation, cellular component: intracellular anatomical structure. The coding region runs from base 709 to 2811 and encodes 700 amino acids. Lineage: Eukaryota; Viridiplantae; Streptophyta; Magnoliopsida; Caryophyllales; Amaranthaceae.
UGGGGUGGAGAUGGCAGUGGGAGGGGCAGGGGAGAUGGCAUGGGGUUCGCCGGCACGAGGAAGGGUGGUUAUUGGGGUUUCAAGGUGGGGUGGGGUCUCUAAUCUACGAGAUAAAAGUUUUAGGGGUAGAUUCGUUUCAUCGACGUUCAAGGAGGAGGACUGUGCCAACGCGAUAGGGGAGAGCGCCGGAGGAGGUGGGUUGCUCGAUAUGCGGUGGGAAGGGAGCCAAAGGGGUCUGGAUUGAGAGUGAGGUUCAGCAGUGCAAAGGGAGAGAUAAAAGGGGGUCAAGGUCGGGGUUAGGAGCGGUGGUCGGUGGUGGGGAGUGAUCUAUGGUUGUCGGUGUGCUAAUGUGCUGUGGGGAUAGUGGUCGGCCGGUGGGGGUUGUAGGGGUAGAGGUUGGUCUACGGCUGGGUUUUGGUGGGGGUGGUUAGGCAAGUGGGGUGGCUGUUUUUGGUGGUUGGGUUAAUUUUUUUAGUUUUUUUUUUAUUUUUUUGUUAAAUAUAAAUUUAACUAUAGUUAAUAUUUAAUGAAAUAAGGUUACGAGUGAGAUGAAAAUUUUAACUUAGGUCAUUUUGUAUAAUUGAAAAAAAGGAAAGUCAUCGUUAGUACGUAGCAAAAGUUGGUUUCACCGUUGAGAAUAUCCCAAAAAAAAAAAAAAAAAAUAGUGUGUUUAGCUAAAACUGUAAAACUCUAAAGGGCGCAACAACAAUGGCGAAAUUCUGGAAGCCUGGAACCGAGAAACCUCGACUGGUAGAAGACGAAGAUGGCGGCGUUCUCUUCUUCUACUCUUCCUCGUCUUCUUCUUCAUCUUCUAGUUUCGGAUACGCCAACAACAUCCAGCAGCAGCGCCAGCGGCUGCCGGUGCAUAAGCGCAGAGACGCCAUUCUCUUUCUAGUUGAAAAUCAUGCUACUACCAUUGUUGUCGGCGAAACUGGCAGCGGAAAAACUACUCAAAUUCCUCAGUAUUUGAAUGAAGGAGGAUGGGCUGAUUCUGGUCAUGUUAUUGCUUGCACUCAGCCUCGCCGUCUCGCUGUUCAGUCAGUUGCUUCAAGGGUUGCUGAAGAAAUGGGUGUUAAACUUGGAGAGGAGGUUGGAUAUGUAAUCAGAUUUGAAGAUGUGACAACUCCGGGUGUUACCAAAAUUAAGUUUCUUACUGAUGGAGUGUUGCUGAGGGAAAUGAUGGAUGAUCCUCUUCUGUCCAAGUACAGUGUUGUCAUGGUAGAUGAAGCACAUGAAAGGUCUAUUUCAACUGAUGUUGUACUUGGUCUCUUGAAAAAGAUUCAAAGGCGUAGGCCUGAACUGCGUUUGAUUAUAUCAUCUGCCACUAUUGAAGCAAAAUCCAUAGCUUCUUUCUUCAGAGUUAGUAAGAAGCAUCGAGGAGGAGCUGGUGACGAACUUGGGCCAAAGACAGAACCUGCCAUUAUCUCAGUUGAGGGAAGAGGCUUUACUGUCGAAAUCAAUUAUGUUCAGGAGCCGGUUGCAGACUAUCUUCGAGCUGCUGUAUCAACUGUUAUGUUGAUACACAAACAGCAAACAGUGGGUGAUAUCCUUGUAUUCCUUACGGGUCAAGAUGAUAUUGAUGCGGCUGUUCAGCUGCUUAAUGAAGAAGCUCAGAGUUCUGAUAGAAGCUCAGGAGAAUUUCUCGCUCUGCCUUUAUACUCCGGACUUUCACGUGCAGAGCAGGACUUGAUCUUUUCUCCUACUCCUAGAGGGAAAAGGAAGGUCAUAAUAUCGACAAAUAUUGCAGAGACAUCAUUGACUUUGGAGGGCAUAGUCUAUGUUGUUGAUAGUGGCUUCUCAAAACAGCGUUUUUAUGAUCCGCUAUCAGAUAUUGAGAAUUUGGUGGUGGCACCCAUAUCAAAGGCUUCUGCAAGACAAAGGACAGGUAGGGCUGGAAGAGUGAGACCAGGGAAAUGUUACAGGUUAUAUACCGAGGAAUAUUAUGUAAAUGAAAUGCCAGCUGAGGGGAUUCCUGAGAUGCAGAGAUCAAACCUUGUCUCCUGCGUAAUACAGUUGAAGGCUCUAGGAAUUGAUAAUAUCCUGAAUUUUGGGUGGCCCGCAUCACCAUCACCAGAAGCUAUGAUUAGAGCUCUUGAAGUAUUGUACUCUCUAGGUGUGCUUGAUGAUGAUGCCAAGCUCACUUCGCCUACCGGAUUCCAAGUUGCUGAAAUUCCACUGGAUCCCAUGAUUUCAAAAGCUUUGCUUGCGUCUAAUGAACUAGGGUGUUCAGAGGAAAUGCUUACUAUAGCAUCUGUUCUUUCUGUACAGUCUAUUUGGAUCUCCGUAAGGGGAGCACAGAAGCAGCUAGAUGAAGCCAAGCUCCGAUUUGCUGCUGCUGAGGGUGACCAUGUGACUUUCCUAAAUGUGUACAAAGGAUUUCUGCAGUCCGGCAAAUCAUCAAAAUGGUGUCACAAGAACUUUAUUAACUAUCAUGCUAUGAAAAAAGUUCUAGAGACCAGAGAUCAACUCAAAAGAACGGCACAGCGGCUGGGUAUAGUAUUAAAAUCUUGUGACAGAGAUAUACAGGUUGUAAGAAAGGCAAUUACUGCUGGAUUUUUUGCUAAUGCUUGUCAUCUGGAAACUUACAGUCAUGAAGGAAAAUACAAGACUGUCCGUACUUCUCAGGAUGUUUAUAUCCACCCUUCAUCUGUUUUGUUCAGAGUCAACCCAAAGUGGGUUGUAUACUAUUCUCUCGUCUCGACUGAUCGUCGAUACAUGCGCAAUGUUGUGACAAUAGAUCCUACAUGGCUUGUAGAGGUUGCCCCACAUUAUUAUCAGUAUCAAGGGCCUGGUUCCAGUGCUAAGGCCUAGGUAAAUGCAUACUAGAGAACUUAUACCUGGUUGAACGUCAUGAUUAGCAUGCAUAGGGGCUGUAUAUUCUUUUUGUACGUAUCAGAUGCAAAAGUGUUAGAUUAGUUUGAAGCCCUCUUAAAAUUUCUCCAACAAUGAUUCAGAGAUAACUUACUUAUCAGUUGAGGAAUGGUAAUUCAGGAUAAAAGCCAAGUACAAUGAUGAAAUUUUCUUAUUUUGUUUCGGCAGAAAAUUGUGAUGUUGUCAUUGACAAGAAGAGUUUAGAUCUGCAUUCAAUGUCCUCCUUUUCCCUCAAUUUGUUCUUAUUGGUUUCCGGUAUGAUGCUAUCCAACAGUUAACUGAGGUUUUUUACAUGCUCGAAAAGACAAGUACUGUGUAGGCAAUGUUGUAACUUGUAAUAAUUACCAGUGUUACAACGUUACAAGUUAUGAAUUCUGCAAUACACUUGCUUCAUAUUUUCAUUCAACGGCGGUUUUAGAUCUUGUCAUUAGAGAUGGUAGUAAAUGACCGUCUCCAUGCUGAAUCCUGAUAAAAUCUGCUGUAAUAAGAUUGCCCUAUUACUAGUUGUACCGUGGAAUGCUCAACUACUUUUGGCAUCAUUCGUUA